AUGCCUUACCUAAAAAGAGGCAUGAUCGAUGUUCUCUCUGUGCGUGCAGAAGGAGCGUCACCCCUUGCUGACUGUUUAUUCAAGAUAGAUGGGACGAGUUCGGUGCUAAUCGCAGGAGACUAUGUGACGGUGGUGAAGGCGAAGGAUACUGACUGGGGCGACUUGGAAGAGCCGGUUAAGCGAAGCAUUCUGGACCACUUGAUGUCUGGGUUACCUGCUAUCCAGCCAGUUGCAUCUUCAGAGGAAAUUUCCGUCCCAGAAGGCCGGCGACAGGAGCCGCAACAGCAGUCAAAACCUGACGAAGAGGAAGAUUUGUCCGAAGCGAUCAGAGAGCUGCUGCACAUGCGAGCACGCCCCAUGCUUCAGGCUGAUGGAGGCGAUCUUGAGAUGAUGCGGUUCGAUGAAGAAACUGGCAUUGUAUGGGUGCAUUUGAAAGGCAGCUGCGAGGGCUGUCCAAGUUCUCUUAUCACCGUCAAAAGAGGAAUGAAACAAAUGCUACAAUACUAUAUUCCAGAGGUCGAAGACGUGCGGCAAUGCGACGAAAACGGCGAUCCACUCGAUGAGGAAGAUGAUUAA
This is a messenger RNA of Neospora caninum, 576 nucleotides long. Its product is annotated as Nitrogen-fixing NifU, C-terminal, related. Gene Ontology annotation, molecular function: iron-sulfur cluster binding; iron ion binding. The record is from RefSeq and is a predicted model, not a curated record. Bases 1 to 576 code for a protein of 191 amino acids. Gene Ontology annotation, biological process: iron-sulfur cluster assembly. The transcript is spliced from 4 exons. Lineage: Eukaryota; Apicomplexa; Conoidasida; Eucoccidiorida; Sarcocystidae.